Rubroshorea leprosula is the source of this 2004-nucleotide messenger RNA. Lineage: Eukaryota; Viridiplantae; Streptophyta; Magnoliopsida; Malvales; Dipterocarpaceae. The record is from the annotation of a GenBank genome assembly.
GAUUGGUGUGGCUGCAUAUUUCUGGGAUUCCGCUCAAAGCCUGGUGUGAUAGAUGUUUCCAAAUGUUGGGCGAGUUAGUGGGAGAAGUGGUUCGGAUUCAUGAAGAUACUACAAAUAAAAUUAUCUUGGGUGAUGGAAGGGUUUUAAUCCUCUGCUCUAAAAAGAGUAAGAUUUUCCGAACUGUAAACCUGAAAGUGGAGGACCAGAUGUAUGAAGUAGGGAUGAUAGAGGAAGAAUGGCGUUCCGAUCCCGAUUGGUGGUUGUCGAACGGCGAUAGGUGGUGUGAGUCAGAAACUGAAUCGGAAUAUUCAUUAAUGCCUAAUGGUAGUGAGGAUGCUGACUUGAUUCACGUCGCAAAAAGUGGAGGGAAUGAGGAUAUUUUUGAUAAGGAGAUGUUGGAAAAGGAAGCUGAUUCAAAUUCAAACGGAGAUUUUGUAACGAAUGGCAGUGACAGCAUGUUAUUUGAAACGGAAGAUAUAAAAGAUGGGCAUAGUGAGCCUAAUGAAUGUAAUGGGCUGGUAAGGGAUAAGCGGAUUGGGCUUGAUGAGGCCUAUGGGCCCGAUGCAAAGUUGUCUCCAAAGAAGGCCAGGGACAGUAAUGACAUAUGGCCUGCAGCAGCGCAUGAGCAUGUCUUGACCCCUGUUCAGAGUCUGGAAAACAGGGGAGCGACGGGCAAAAGGCGGAAGCAUAUUUUGGAGUGUUAUCCGCAAAAUUUGGUAGAAAUUGGAGACAAGAGCACUCAAUGGGUCAUGGCGAGGACCAAGCAGAGACAACACAGAUGGAAGCAGGCUCAACAAGAGGCACUGAUGAAGGUAGGUGAAAGUAUUUCUCUUUCGGAUGGGUGCAUAGUUAAUAGAAAUCAGGUGAUUCAGAGGGAAAUGAAUUUACUAGAGGUUAGAAGGAUGAUUAGUGUGGGGAAAAGGUUGGGUGUUAAGAUUCAAGGGACUGAAGAGGAGGUUCAGUCCAGAUUAUUGCAAUUAGAAGAACCGGAGGUUGUGAAGGAGCAAGGGGAGUUUGCUGGAGAUGGUUUUCUGGGCAUUGAUGGGGUUUGGGGAUCAAAAAAGGUGUUAUGCCAUUUUGUGAAUGUGUACACUCCACAGGAUAGGUAUAAAAAAGUGAGGCUAUGGGAGGAGUUGGGUAAUAUGGUUAUGGAAAAGGGAGGUCGCUGGAUGAUAGCAGGUGAUUUUACUGCUGUUAGAUGUCCUGAAGAAAGGAGAGGAAGAACUGGAGAAUGCCCAGAGAUGGAGGAGUUUAAUGUUUUUAUCGAGACAUCAGGAUUGGUUGAUAUCAGAUUGACGAAUAAACGUUUUACAUGGUAUCGACCGGAUGGUUCUUCUGUGAGUUGGUUGGAUAGAUUUCUGAUGACAGAGGAGAUGUAUAGUUUGGGGUGUGAGUGGGUGCAACAGGGGUUGAAACGGACUGUAUCUGACCACUGUGCUGUUAUCUUGAAAACAAGCAAGUGGCGCGAGUUGGAGGUUGAAGGUUAUGCAGGCUAUCGUUGUAAACAGAAGUUAAAGUUGUUGAAGGAAUUUUUAAAGGGAUGGAAUAGGGAUGUGUUCGGGGAUGUGGAGGCCCAACUUGCAAAGGCAACAGCAAUGGUAGAAAAGAUUGACAAGAGGAAUGAAGAUUUUGAGUUGGAAGAGUUUGAGGUGAGCCAACGACAAGAAGGAGUUCAAGAAAUAUGGGAUGUUUUGAGCAAAAAGGAAGCUAUAUGGAGGCAAAAAUCAAGAUGUAAUUGGGCGCAGUUGGGAGAUGUGAACACCAGAUUUUUUCACAAUACUGCCAAUGGUAAGAGGGCUCAGAAUAAUAUACUGGGGCUCUCGUGCGAUGGUAGAUGGGUGGAGGAGCCUAAAUUGGUUAAGAGGGAGGUAGCCAAAUAUUUCUCUGCUUUGUUUCAAUGUGAAUGUUGACGUACCAAAAUGGAUGGAGUCGCCAUCUAUCCAAAUGAGGUGGGAUAGAUUACCAAAGUCUACGCAGAAAUUGACUAGGCUUGGAGGGUCGAUU